AUGAAUUUGGGCAAUGAUAUUCGUUUGAUUUGGUUGAAAAAUUGUUUUAAUAAUUUCAAAAGUUGUUUCUACUUAUCAAGUGAAGCAAAUUAUCUACAAUAUAGAAAAUUUGAGAUUAAAUGUGGCAAAGGUUUAGUUGUAGCGGUUACUUUCUCCACUAGCUCUAGGAGUGGAUUUAUUUGA
Nezara viridula (southern green stink bug) is the source of this 183-nucleotide messenger RNA. NCBI's taxonomy places the organism in Eukaryota, Metazoa, Arthropoda, Insecta, Hemiptera, Pentatomidae. The record is from the annotation of a GenBank genome assembly.